Messenger RNA from Nomascus leucogenys (northern white-cheeked gibbon), 1115 nucleotides. RefSeq names its product chromosome 7b C22orf42 homolog (gene C7BH22orf42). The coding region runs from base 1 to 969 and encodes 322 amino acids. The record is from RefSeq and is a predicted model, not a curated record. The transcript has 5 exons. Lineage: Eukaryota; Metazoa; Chordata; Mammalia; Primates; Hylobatidae.
AUGCUGAACAAACUAAGUAGCUGCCUGGGUAACAGGGGUGGCCGCCACUGCGACUGCUCCAGGCCAGAUGUGGGAGACUCCCAUGAGGCUGAGAAUGCUAAGGCUGUGGGAGCCACAGCACAAGCAUCCGCCACUGAAAAACGGGACAAAUGGGAUUUGAGAGCCCAGAAGGCCCAAGUCAUGCAGGACCUAAGCCUCCCGAAGACGCGGAAGAUGCCGGAGAUGCCCAAAGGCAAGUCUGAGAACUGCGAGGGAAGUACAGGAUUGCUUUGGAAGCCAGAAUUAGGAUUGUCAGAGCUGGGAAACCAGAAGCCAGGCGUUGAGUGUGCACAGGACUGGGGCACGCAGCAGCUCCAUGCUAAUCGAAGUGACAACACAGGGAUAAUAGAGCAGCUGGAAAGCCAAGGCUCUUUUCAUUUCUUUCUGCCCUUCUCCUUUGCCUUCCUUCAACACCAAGGAGAAUGGUCCAGCAGCAGCUCAGUCCAUGCCUGUCAACCGCCCACCUCCACACUCCAGCCCCCGUCCACACCCCCCAGGGCUCCUUGUGAGAUUCCUCAGCAGCACCAAUGCACUGACUGUCACUAUGUUCUCCUAGAUUUGGUCAAAGAUCUCAGUGAAGGCCCACCUGUCCAUCUUGUCCCAGAUGUGGGAACCUCCCAUGAGGCUGAGAUUGCUAUCCCUGCAGCAACCGCAGCACCAGCCGCAGCACCAGCAGCCACCACCGAAAAGCGGGACAAAUGGGAUUUGAGAGCCAGGAAGGCCCAAGUCAUGCAGGACCUAAGCCUCCCGAAGACGCGGAAGAUGCCGGAGAUGCCCAAAGGUUUGGACGCCGACACCAAGCGCUACUUAAGAAUGAUAUGGAGACGGCAUGGAAUUUGGCCUCUAGAAAAUACAGGUAAUGUGGAAAUUAAAUCAUUAAGUUCAUUUAAGCAAAUAAUUCCAGUUUAUUCAUUCAGUGCUCCAUAUUAGAGAAACUCAGUAAAUGCUAUGUCAUGUUCUUCAUUUAUUUCAUUUGUGCCAAUUUAAAUGCAUUAAAUCAAUGGUAGAUGAUACAACUACACAAGUAAGUAACAUUGACAACUUAGAGUUCGGUGUGUGUGUGUGUGUGUGUGUGU